Messenger RNA from Diaporthe amygdali, 849 nucleotides. RefSeq lists its product as hypothetical. Gene Ontology annotation, molecular function: actin filament binding. The transcript is spliced from 2 exons. The record is from RefSeq and is a predicted model, not a curated record. Lineage: Eukaryota; Fungi; Ascomycota; Sordariomycetes; Diaporthales; Diaporthaceae. Gene Ontology annotation, cellular component: catalytic step 2 spliceosome; nucleolus; striated muscle dense body. The coding region runs from base 1 to 849 and encodes 282 amino acids.
AUGGUCAAGCCGCUCACCUUUAAGGGCGACAAGAAGCCGAAGAAGAGAAAGAGGGAGCACAGGGAGGACGGAGGGGCCGAGGUGGACGAUUCAGGCAACCCGGUCGCCGCAGCCACCACCAGCAGCAGCAACAAGGUCGCCAGGACAGACGACGACAAUGUCGAGAACGACGACAGCUGGGUCUCGGCCGAUGUCGUGGCCGACGUCUCGGGCCCGGUCAUGUUCGUCCUCCCCACCGAGCCGCUGACUGCCCUGGCGUGCGACGCCAAUGGCAAGGUCUUUACGCUGCCGAUCGAAAACGUCGUGGAGGGCAACGCCGCCACGGCCGAGCCGCAUGAUGUUCGCAUGGUGUGGGUCGCCAACAAGAUCGCCGGCACGGAGAAUUACAGGUUCAAGGGGAGCCACGGGAAGUUCCUCGGCUGCGACAAGUACGGCAUCUUCAGCGCCACGUCCGAGGCCGUCUCGCCGCUCGAGUCCUUCGCGCUGGCGGCCACGGCCGACACGCCGGGGACGUUCCAGGUGCAGACGCUGCGCGAGACGUACCUGACGGUCAAGGCGUCGGCGUCGUCGCGCGCCAACGCGCCGCCCGAGGUGCGCGGCGACGCCGCCGACAUGAGCUUCGACACGACGCUGCGCAUCCGCAUGCAGGCGCGCUUCAAGCCGCGCUUCAAGGCCACCAAGGAGGAGAGGGCCCGCGAGAAGAUCUCCCGCAAGGAGCUCGAGGAGGCCGCCGGCCGGAGGCUCGACGAGGCUGAGGUCAAGAUGCUCAAGCGCGCGAGGCGCGAGGGCGACUACCAUGAGAAGUUGCUGGACCUGAAGACGAAGAACAAGCACGACAAGUACGGUUGA